Molecule: messenger RNA, 1355 nt
Organism: Myotis lucifugus (little brown bat)
Lineage: Eukaryota; Metazoa; Chordata; Mammalia; Chiroptera; Vespertilionidae
Gene: PLVAP
Product: plasmalemma vesicle associated protein
Exons: 3
Coding region: 117-1340 (407 amino acids)
Biological process (GO): positive regulation of cellular extravasation; regulation of vascular permeability
Cellular component (GO): caveola
Source: RefSeq, a predicted model, not a curated record
CCCCCCUGUGGGCGGCUGGGUCCAGAAGGGGCGAGCCACCACCCAGAACAGACCAGCCAGCGGAGCAGCACCAGUGCACCCGACGGGCGGCCGGCGGGCGGCAACCCAGGGAGGAGAUGGGCCUGGCCAUGGAGCACGGAGGGUCCUAUGCUCGGGCGGGGGGCAGCUCUCGGGGCUGCUGGUAUUACCUGCGCUACUUCUUCCUCUUCGUCUCGCUCAUCCAGUUCCUCAUCAUCCUGGGCCUGGUCCUCUUCAUGGUCUACGGCAACGUGCACGAGAGCACCGAGUCCAACCUGCAGGCCACCAAGCUCCGGGCUGAGAGCCUGCACAACCAGCUCCAGGUGCUCGCUGCCAGCCACGCCAACCUGACCAAGGAGCUCAACCUCACCAUCCGCGCCAAGGAUAGCAUCAUGCAGAUGAUGCUGGUUGCCCGCCGAGACCUGGACCGGAUCAAUGCCAGCUUCCGCCAGUGCCUGGCCGACCGGACGACCUACAUGAACAACCAGAAGUUCAUGGCUGCCAUUAUCCUGAGCGAGAACCAAUGCCAAGAACAGCUCAAGGAGACUAACAAGAGCUGCAACGCCUUGCGCCUCGAGCUGAACCAGAAGACCAAGACGCUAGAGGUGGAGUUGUCCAAGGAGAAGGCUGUGUGCGCCAGGGACAAGGAGGGUCUGGGGCUGAGCAAGAGGGUGGUGGAGGAGCAACUGGCUGAAUGCGGCAAGGCCCGGGAGCAGCAGCGGCAGGAGCUACAGCUGGCCCAGAGUCAUCUGCAGAAGGUGCAGUCCUUCUGCCUCCCGCUGGACAAGGACAAGUUGGCGGUGGACCUGCGCAACCUCUGGAGGGACUCCAUCAUCCCGCGCACCCUCGACGCACUAGGCUACAGCCCAUACCAUACCAUCGGCUCCGAACUGGUCUCCGUACGGAGAAUCUGCGACCACCUGCCCAACCUCAUGAGCACCAAGGUGGAGGAGCUGGCCCAGAGCCUGCGGUCUGGCAUCCAGCGUGUGGCCCAAGAGAACGAAGACCUCCAGCGCCAGAAACUGGAGGCUGAGCAGGCCUUGAGGGCCAGUCAGGAGGCCAAGGAGAAGGUAGCGAAGGAAGCCCAGGCCCGGGAGGCCAAGCUGCAGGCCGAGUGUGCCAGGCAGACCCAGCUAGCGCUGGAGGAGAAGGCAGCGCUGCGGAAGGAGCGAGACAACCAGGCCAAGGAGCUGGAGGAGAAGAAGCGGGAGGCCGAGCAGCUCAAGAUACAGCUGGCAGUCAGCAACUCCACACUGGACACCUGCAUAAGGGCCAAGGUGGGCUGGCGGCCCUGGGUUCAGGCGGCGUUGGUGGUGAUGUGAAGCUUGGUUUUGAAG